Molecule: messenger RNA, 1067 nt
Organism: Synchiropus splendidus (mandarinfish)
Lineage: Eukaryota; Metazoa; Chordata; Actinopteri; Syngnathiformes; Callionymidae
Gene: sdr39u1
Product: short chain dehydrogenase/reductase family 39U, member 1
Exons: 6
Coding region: 131-1033 (300 amino acids)
Source: RefSeq, a predicted model, not a curated record
CGUCACUGGUCGCUCGGCUACGGAGUCCCGGUGGAUGAAGUCCAUGCCAGGGUCAGACCCUCCAUACAGCAACGACUCGCCUGUGAAAAGGGCUUCUCAGGGCUGGUGUCUGGAGUGUUUCUGAGUGGCCAUGAAAGUUCUUGUCGGAGGAGGAUCUGGCUUUGUGGGCCGAGAACUCACACGGCUGCUCCGUGGCAAAGGUCAUGAAGUCACAGUGAUAUCUCGCCAGCCCGGUCCUGGCAGGAUCACCUGGAGUCAACUGCAGUCUAGUGGACUCCCACCGUGUGACGGAGCUGUCAACUUGGCUGGAGAGGAAGUCUUGAACCCUCUGCGGUGGUGGAAUGAGAGCUAUAAGAAGGACUUGUUCUCAAGUCGCCUUGACACAACCAAAGCUCUGGCUGAAGCCAUCGCAGCGUCCUCCACCCCGCCAAAGUCCUGGGUCCUGGUGACAGGCGUAGCUUGCUACAAGCCCAGUCUGACGGCCAAGUAUACGGAAGACAGCGAGUGGAAGCCGUUCGACCUUCUGUCCAGGCUGGUCCAGGAGUGGGAAGCUGCUGCACUUCUGCCCGAAACUGUGACAACAACGAAACAAGUCGUCAUCAGGCCUGGGGCAGUGUUGGGUCGGGAUGGCGGCGCCAUCAAGCAAAUGAUGCUUCCCUUCAAACUGGGUGUUGGUGGCACCCUGGGGUCUGGGAGUCAACCGUUCCCGUGGAUCCACGUGUCGGACCUGGCAGGGAUCAUCACCCAUAGCCUUGAAAGUCCACCAGACGGCUCUGCUCAUCCUCAAGUCCUGAACGGAGUGGCCCCAGCUUUGAACACCAACUACGAGUUCACUAAAGAGCUGGGUCGGCUCCUGAGGCGGCCCACCAUCUUCCCCGUGCCAAGCUUCGUGCUCAACGGCCUGUUGGGUUCUGAGCGAGCCAUCAUUCUCACCGAGGGCCAGAAAGUGGUGCCGAAAAGAACUCUGGAGACCGGGUUUCAGUACCAGUACCCGGACCUGACCUCUGCGCUUAAAGAGAUUGUUGGCUGCUGAAUGUUUAUAUCGAUGUAUAAAGAAAUAAAAUCAG